Molecule: messenger RNA, 3371 nt
Organism: Linum trigynum
Lineage: Eukaryota; Viridiplantae; Streptophyta; Magnoliopsida; Malpighiales; Linaceae
Source: the annotation of a GenBank genome assembly
UUUAAUGAUAGUGAUAAUAUACAGUUAUACACUAUCUAUUCUCGACCCGAACUAUUGCCAUCCCUAACCCUAACAUCCAGUAUCGUCAUUUCCGUGUCCCAUCUAUCUCUAUGAUGUAAGAGAAGGAGAAAAAGAAAAAGGCUUUUCAACACAACAAAAUGAUUAUCCCGAUAAAGAAAAGUCACUAUUAAAUCCUUCCUCCUUGUUUUCUUUGAUGAAUUUUCCUUGAUUCCAUCCCGCCGCCGUGGAAGAUCACCGGGCCGACUCCCACCGGCAAUUCCAAAACCCUGUAGGCCCCAUAACUCCUCCCCACCAAGUUGCAGGCCUUUACAGGAAAUUCCAUUCCCUUAAUUAAACCAAAACCCCAAUUCAAACGCCACCGGAAAAGAACAGAACAGAACAGAGCAGAGGAACAUUCAUUCCUUCCUUCCAAAUUCCCUUCCCUCUCUCUCUCUCUCUCUUCAAUUUCUCAUCUUCCCUUUAAUAUCCCUUCUCCCUUUUCGAAAAACCCAUUUCGUUUCCCAUACCCUUUUCCCCGAUGAAGAACACGAAGAGCCACAAAACAGAGCACCCACAACCGCCGGUGAUUCUUCGCCUGAUCAACGGGCAGAAGAAAUUCCCCCUCCACAACUUCAUCUUCUCCGCCGUGUUCUUCGCGUUCGGGCUGCUCUCCGGUCUCGGAGUCGGCCUCUACCUGUCGAACAUCUCAUUCACGUUCCAGCUCAGCCAAUUCUCCAUCUCCAAGUCCGCCGGCGGCGGCGCUUCCCCUGUUCUGGCGGUCCAGCAAUCGACCGGACCCUGGCACGAAAUGGACGACGGGGAGCUGAUGUGGCGGGCCUCGAUGGUGCCGCGUGUUUCCGAAUUCCCCUUCCGCCGUGUGCCCAAAGUGGCGUUCAUGUUUUUGACGGUCGGGCCUCUGCCAUUGGCGCCGCUGUGGGAGCUCUUCUUCAGGGGAGGAGACGAGAGGCUUUACACGAUCUACAUUCAUUCCCUUCCGUCGUAUGUUAAUGCGACGUCGGAUUUCGCAGCUGAUUCCGUGUUCUACGGCAGGAGGAUCCCGAGCAAGGAUGUGCAAUGGGGGAAAUCCACCAUGGUCGCAGCCGAGCGCCGCCUCCUUGCCAACGCGCUCCUCGACUUCUCCAACGAGCGAUUCAUCCUCUUAUCCGAAUCCUGCAUCCCACUCUACAACUUCACAACAAUCUACACCCACCUCAUCACCUCCUCCCCAAAAUCCCACGUGGAAGUCUUCGACCAACUGGGCCCGGUGGGCCGGGGCCGGUACAGCCCAGCGAUGCAGCCCACCAUCAAGCCGGCCCACUGGCGGAAGGGCUCCCAGUGGUUUGAGAUGGACCGCCGGCUGGCGGUCCAAGUGGUCUCGGACCGGACCUACUUCCCGCUAUUCGAGCGGCUCUGCAACGGGUCCUGCUACGGGGACGAGCACUACCUCCCCACGAUGGUCAACGCCCGGUUCGGGGGAUGGAACUCGAACCGGACGCUGACGUGGGCCGACUGGUCGGUCCGCGGGCCGCACCCGCGGAGCUUCUGGCGGCCCGACGUGACGGUGGGGUUUUUGGAAGGGUUGAGGGACGGUGGGAGGAUGUGUGGGGAGUACGGGAGGAACGUCGGCGGCGCCGCCGGGGGAGGGAUCGGGGUGCAUUAUUAUCACAAUGUUACUGAAAGGGGUUCAUCGUCGGUGUGCUUCUUGUUUGCUAGGAAGUUCCGGCCUCAUUCGCUGAGUAGGUUGUUGAGAUUUGCUCCUGGGGUUAUGCAGUUUUAGGAUGUAAAUUAGUAGGUGUGUUUUUUGGAUGAUUAGUUUGAUUCGGGGGGAACAAGAAUCCUUAAUUGUGGUCUAACGGUCAUGAUUUUGUUGUUUUAUUGAUUGUUUCGUAGGGUGUAUCAUGUUAAGCUAAUUUGGCUCAUAUGCUCUACGUGUAAGAGUAUGGUAUAAGAUCCAGCAGAACUUUCUCUCAACAACUCUAGUUAUUGGGAGCAAUUGGUUCUUGACAUGGUAUCAGAGCAUAGAACCGAAAGGUCAUGUGUUCGAAUCUCCACGACAUCCAAUAUUAACAGUUUAUUAAAGCACAAUGUAUGGUGGGCCUGUGCAAAGCCCAUGGGUUGACUUUCGUUGGUGGGUUUUUGUAGCGUAUCUUUAUUUUGCAAACAAACAUAAGAGUCGAGAGUUUAUUGAUAAAUGAUAAAAAAAUGUCAUGAGUCACCAAGGUCGGGAAAUAAAAGGGGAAAAAAACAAUUAAUGAUUUGUUUUUAAUGACUGAUGAUAAAAGCUUUUGGAGUUGUUUUGAUUAGGAUUUUCUAAAUUGUGUGAUUUUGGCCACAAGUCCACCGUUUUCAGAACCUAGGGUAUUCAUAUGCGGAAUUUAAGUCAAAUUCCUUAUUUGGAAGUAAACCCGAGAUUUCAAUUGAAAAAACAAAUUUGAGCGAAAAUUCAGUUUUGCCCUCGUGUCUUAUCUUCCUCCUCUGAGCAAACCGAACAACAAACCUUCUUCCUUCACCUUUUCACUGGCGUAGUCGUCAUCGGCUUGCCUCCAAUACACAACCCAGAGAUGGAACAGAGACGUCGGGACGAACGUUGUUUAAUUGCGCGAGAUGUACACUAUGUGCCACUAGUGUGUCAAUGCUCUCAUUUCAUGUUGCUCAUUGACAAUCUGGAGGACGAGGUCGAAGAAAUGACGGCCGACACAAGAAAGACCAACCAAGAUGCUGCGGAUCAACAUUGAAAGCAAGGUUGCUCUCAUGGAAAGGGUAUAAUGGCAACUUGUCACUAGGGGUGGGCAUUGGGUAGGUCGGGUGGAUUUUGACCAUAAAAUGGACCCAUCCCCGCUUAAACGGAUUGAUGAUUUUUAACCCACCAUCCACCCACAUUUAGUUUUGGGUUGGGUCGGGCGGAUGGUGGAUGAUGCGGGUUCACUCACGUCACAAUGUAUAUAAUAUAAAGGAGUCAACUGGAGAUGACAAUCAGUGGAGAGAGUAAUCGGGCGGAAACAAGAAGAUGAAAUAGGAAGGUAAAAAUGUAGAGUUACUUUUGAAAUUGGGUAGAAAUUCUAUUAUGGAGGUGUUUUCUGCAAAUGCAGAUAAUUAGGAACUAAGGAAAAUAAUUCAACGUAAGAAAGAGAGGUGAUCUAGGCACAAGAAUGAGAGGAAAAAUAAAAGGAAGAAGAGGGGAUUGCGAUUUGUAAGGUUGGCUUUGAGGUUCAAUCUCCAGAAGCAGCCUAGUUUCCUUCUAACGUCUCCACUCUCUGCUCAAUGAUGCCAUUUGCAACAUGGAUCAAGAUGGUUCACUUGACCAUUCUUUCUAGCAAGCAUUCCGGGAUUUUUCCAGAAAUAGCACUGUUUAAUAAAAAAUUUCCAAAAAU